AGGACGAAUUUGCAAACCCUGCACUCUUUUUCUCUGGACUCUUUUUUCUUUCUUUUCACCUUCAUUGUCAUCUUCUAAUCCUCUUCCUAUGGGCAUCUUCACCGAGGAAGUUCCAAAGACUUCGGUCACUCUCUAUAUCGAGCGACUUUCCAAUUAUGAAGAGAUCGAGUGGUAUCAAUUUCAGCAAUUAACCGAAUCCAUUUUCAUGCAAGAAAGCGGAUCUCGAGAAGCCAUCGAAGCUAUUCGUAAACGGUUAAAGCAUGGAACAACCCAGCAGAAAUUGCGAGUGCUAGAGGUGUUGAAGCUUCUAAUGGAAAACAGCAAUCAGCGCUUUCAUCGGCAACUCAUGUCUAAUGAAAAAAUGAAAGAACGAUUCGAGUUGAUGGUCACUUCUCCGAUGGAAGCCAUCGAAGUUCGAAAAACACUGGUUGGGUUGUUAGGUGCUUGGUCUCAAAAGUAUAAAGGUGAACCUGGAAUGCAUAUACUGGGUGACAUUUAUGAGAUGGGGAUGAGCAAGCUUGGUUAUUCCACCAAACGGUCGACAGCAAUGCGUUCGAGACCAAAGUCACCCACCAAAGAAGAACGCCGACGAUCCAUGCCGCCUCCGGCCAAGCCGGUCAAACCAAUCGAGACCAAAGUCAAGAACAAACCUCGUAGUCAAAGCAAUGCUACCAACGCGAGCAGCAGCGGUAGUGGUCAGCGUGUAUUCAAUUUCGAAACUGCCAAACCCAAGAUUAUCAAUGAAGUGGCGCUUGCCAACCAGAAUACCAAUAAUCUUGUGAAUGCGCUUAAACUGAUCAACACCCGAGAAGAUCGCUGGGAGAUUGAUUUGCAACACGAUGCUCGCGUUCAGGAUCUGCGUCAAAAAUGUGAAGAGUCAAAGAGAAAAAUUGUGCGCUAUGCACGUCUGGUGGAAGAUGAAGAAUGGAUCGGUACCUUGCUUGCUACCAACGAAGAAUUGCUACGCGCUCUGGACAUGUACGAUGUGAUGUCUGUCGGAGAAGUACCAGUCAAUAUGCCGACUUCGCCGGUGGCCCCGACCUCUUUGCCGUCUCCAAUGUCUCCAACCCAGCAUAUGCGAUCGCCGCCUCCUCCUCCUCCUCUUUCGUCAAGUCAAUUUAGACAAACACAGGACAGUCCAUUGCAGCAAUUCUCGUCACUCAGUGUUUCCGACCGUCAAGACUCUGUUGACUCUGAUGAUCCAUUUGCUGAUCCCGUGCAACCUUUGGAGGACGAUUUCCCAAACGAUAGACAACGCAAAGGUGAAUAUGUUUUAUGAUGAGUUGCUUGUAUUUUUUAUCUAGUUUAUGGUUUAUAUAUUAUUUAUAUUUAGUGAAUUCAUAACGAUGCUGUUCAUUCUUUUUCUUUUGAUACUGCUGUAUCAACUCUUUAAUGCUGCUGCGGCAUACUUGGGAAUUGGUGCUGACAUUUAAGUCAAGCAGUUAUUGUCCAGUAAUUACUGUUUUCGAAAGAUCAUGCAGUGUGAUGGAAAUGUGGGCCAAUCAGACUCAGAGUUACUGUAUGGCGGCAUGGAAAGGAGGCAACCCAUAGUCAGCCGCGCAGUGGUUUUUAGCGUCAUCAGCGCCACACAAGUCCC
This is a messenger RNA of Radiomyces spectabilis, 1597 nucleotides long. RefSeq lists its product as uncharacterized. Gene Ontology annotation, molecular function: ubiquitin binding; phosphatidylinositol binding. NCBI's taxonomy places the organism in Eukaryota, Fungi, Mucoromycota, Mucoromycetes, Mucorales, Radiomycetaceae. Gene Ontology annotation, biological process: actin filament organization; endocytosis; actin cortical patch localization. The record is from RefSeq and is a predicted model, not a curated record. Gene Ontology annotation, cellular component: actin cortical patch. The coding region runs from base 89 to 1279 and encodes 396 amino acids. The transcript is spliced from 7 exons.